AUGUCGGACAUGUUGAAGAAGUACAUGGAUAAAAUGGAUGAUUUAGCUCCUUUUAUGAGACGGAGCGCUGAAGAAAUAAGAGAUCUCGAUAUAAAGGUACAAGAAGUUAUGGUCAAUUUAAAAAGUAAAACAGCUAUUCAUCUCAAAAACUAUAAAAAAUCAACUCGUGAACAACGAGCUAAAGUUGUUAAAGAAGUUUCGGAUUUAUUUAAAGAAGCUGAGCAGCUCUCAGAGAGAAAAAUUGCUUUAGCACAACAGAUGUAUGAUACGGUUGACGGACAUAUCUGUGAAAUUGAUAAAAAUGUAGAGAAGUUUAAUGAAUAUCAGAUUCAAAAGUAUAAUCAAGAAACAGCUAAGCUAAAUGGAUGUGUAUCACCUAACCGUAAAAGAAGAGGAUCACAAGGACGUGAUAAAAAAAAGAAAGGGUCUGCUUAUCGCACAAAUCGUAUUGCGGAAACUGGAGCUAUUAUGGAGAGCUACAAGCCAAAGCCUUUACAAAUUACUCCUGCUUUAGACAUGCCCGUAGAUCCUUCAGAGCCCAUUUACUGUUUCUGUCACCAGGUAUCGUUUGGCGAGAUGGUAGGAUGUGAUAAUAAGGAUUGUCCAUACGAAUGGUUUCACUUCCAAUGUUUAGGCAUCUCUGACGUUCCUAAUGGUCAUUGGUUUUGUGACCAUUGCAAGGAUCCCAAGAAUCAGAAGAAAAAAAAAUAA
Molecule: messenger RNA, 711 nt
Organism: Auanema sp. JU1783
Lineage: Eukaryota; Metazoa; Nematoda; Chromadorea; Rhabditida; Rhabditidae
Source: the annotation of a GenBank genome assembly